This is a messenger RNA of Culex pipiens pallens (northern house mosquito), 1078 nucleotides long. It is a transcript of the gene Etfb, whose product is annotated as electron transfer flavoprotein subunit beta. NCBI's taxonomy places the organism in Eukaryota, Metazoa, Arthropoda, Insecta, Diptera, Culicidae. The transcript has 2 exons. Gene Ontology annotation, molecular function: electron transfer activity. The record is from RefSeq and is a predicted model, not a curated record. Gene Ontology annotation, cellular component: cytosol. Bases 173 to 937 code for a protein of 254 amino acids.
ACAGAGAGAAGUCAGUUCCUCCUCACCAAGUCUUGCUCUGUUUGUCUGCGUCGCUCAACUGGUGAACAAGUAUCUAAGCAGCUGCCUUCAACGUCUGUUGUGGCAUCCGAGUCCAAUAUUCCGCUAAUUGGGUAAUCAAAAGGUGCUCCAGAGAUCCAACCAACUAUCAGCCAUGUCCCGAGUCCUGGUCGGAGUAAAGCGCGUGAUCGACUAUGCCGUCAAGAUUCGCGUCAAGCCGGACAAAUCCGGGGUUGUUACGGAGGGCGUGAAGCACUCGAUGAACCCGUUCGAUGAAAUUGCCGUGGAGGAGGCGGUCAAGAUGAAGGAGAAGAAGCUGGCCUCGGAAGUGGUUGCCGUUUCGGUAGGUCCAGCUCAGGCGCAGGAGGUUCUGAGGACGGCGUUGGCGAUGGGUGCCGACCGCGGGAUUCACAUCGAGGUGACGGGCAAGGACUACGACCUGCUGCAGCCGAUUCACGUGUCGAAGAUUCUGGCCAAGCUGGCGCAGGACGAGAAGGCCGAUUUGGUGAUUUUGGGCAAGCAGGCGAUUGAUGACGAUUGCAAUCAGACGGCGCAGAUGACCGCGGCGCUCCUGGAUUGGCCCCAGGCUACGUACGCCUCGAAGGUUGAAAAGACCGCUGAUGGGUUGACGGUGGUGCGGGAGAUUGACGGGGGUUUGGAGACGAUCAAGACCACGGUUCCGGCGGUGAUUAGCGCCGAUUUGCGACUCAAUACGCCGCGUUACGCCACUCUGCCGAACAUCAUGAAGGCCAAGAAGAAGCCCAUCAAGAAGGUGGCGCCGAAGGAUCUCGGCGUGGACACGACACCACGCAUCGAGAUCGUGUCGGUUGAGGAUCCGCCGGUGCGCCAGGCCGGUUCCAUCCUGCCGGACGUGGACACCCUGCUGGGCAAGCUGCGCGACGGAGGACACAUCAAGUAGGCGACGAUGAAUUGCAAGUUUUUUUUUCUGUUCUGUUCGUGACAAAGUGCAUUUCUAUUAUUGGCAGAGUGAUGAGAGCGAGAGAGAUCGAAAUAUAAUUUCUAAAACAAAAAAUAAAAUCAAGAGUUUUGCACUUUAGAA